AUGAGCAAAUUCUAAAUUAACGUCUCAGCUUAUUAAUAAAAAAAACUUUUACUAAGGAUAAUAUUUUGGACAAAGAGAGAUUUUGAAAAAGCUUAUUUUUUCUAUUUCUUUUUCAAAAUAUUAAUAAAAUUAAGAAAUGAAAAAUUUAAAUUAAUGAUAACUAUUAAUAUAAGAAUUUUAUAAUCCUUUAGAUUAAUUGGAGUUUAAAUAAAUGAUGAUUUAUAACAUCGCAAUAUAUAAUUCAAAGUAGUACUCAGUAUGUAUUCAAUUUUCCUUUUAAUCUUAUUAAUUCAUGGAAGUUGCUAUAUUGUAAAUGUAAAUACUAAUAAAAAUAAAGGUGUCAAAAAUUUAAAUGAGAGGUAAGAGAAUUUAAAAAGUGGUGUCAGUUUCAGUUGA
Molecule: messenger RNA, 396 nt
Organism: Tetrahymena thermophila SB210
Lineage: Eukaryota; Ciliophora; Oligohymenophorea; Hymenostomatida; Tetrahymenidae
Product: transmembrane protein, putative
Exons: 1
Source: RefSeq, a predicted model, not a curated record